Molecule: messenger RNA, 2169 nt
Organism: Caenorhabditis briggsae
Lineage: Eukaryota; Metazoa; Nematoda; Chromadorea; Rhabditida; Rhabditidae
Gene: Cbr-ida-1
Product: Protein CBR-IDA-1
Exons: 11
Coding region: 1-2169 (722 amino acids)
Biological process (GO): protein dephosphorylation
Cellular component (GO): secretory granule
Molecular function (GO): protein tyrosine phosphatase activity
Source: RefSeq, a predicted model, not a curated record
AUGCGCUUCUUCCAUUUUAUUCUUCUUCUAUUAUUCUCCAUUUCUACAGUACCUGCUUUUCUGUUGUACGGAUGCAACCUUAGCGAUAAUUUAUGCGACAAUGACGAAUCGUGUUAUCCGGACGGCGUGUUCGGACAGUGCUUCUCACCGGAGAGCGGAUCACCGGAACCCACUGUCCUCGACAAUCUAGAUGACACUCAACUGGAAUUGCUGAAACUGGAGCUGACGAGACUGGCAUCAAAGGAUCGGGAUUGGGGAGAUGAGGAGACGCAGUGUGUGCUCGCCUAUUUCAAAAUGUCCAUGUUCUAUCAGCUACAGUACGAUCCGGACUUCUGUCAAGUCAGAAAGCCAGCUAAUGUUUGGGCAUUGAUCCAGUUGAUUGACACGGGGUUGUCUGAAGAUCCAUCGCUUUUGGAUGAAGAGGCAGCGCAACCGGAGAAUGUGACUGAUGAGGAUAUGGCUCAGAUUAUUGAACAACUCAAGGAACCAUCAUUGCCAACAGAAGAAGACAUCGAGGAAGCCCUGAACGCUGAGAAUGAAGACGUGGAUGACGAGAUUCUGGAUCAAUACGUCCAGGCUGUUGUGAACAAUGAGAAUCCGGAUUUCUCGGAACUGUCGGAUGCGAUUCUGAAAAAGGAUAUUGAGCAAGUUGGAGAGGUAAAUCAAGGAUUGGACAAUACGGAACACAAGAUUGUCAAAGGAAGAAAAGAUCAAGUGGUGACACGUGUUGAUGCCAAUCGAGUCUAUUUGAAGGUCCACCUGAAGAAUGAAGAUCAAUUGAUGCCAUUGAUUGAGUUCCUUCAGAAUACUAUCGCCAUUCCGAACAACCUCUAUUUUGAUGAUUUCCAAUUCGAUAAUGGGCAGUUAUCCAUGCGAAUCUCGCGAUUCGAAGGAGCAAAACCGAAAGCCGAGAAGCGGAUUGAUUCUGUUGAAGGUGUCGCGUCGGCUGUUUACAAACGACGAAAGGAUAUUGCUCGCUUGUCGGGAGCCGAUGUUCGGGAGACAGGAAUUGGAAGUGGAGAGGAUGGAAGUCUUCCAGUUGAAUCCUCGGAACGUGACUGGCUUCUGAUGCCAGUUUUGUUCGUUUGCGCAUUCACUGUCACUGCAUUGGGACUUGUUGCCGCUGUUCAAAUCGCCAGAUCUCGUCGUCAUUACAAGGAUAACAUCCAGCAAAUCGCUGAGCAACUCGAUGGAAAAACAUCGUUCGCCUAUCAGGAUCUGUGCAGACAGAGAGCCGAUGGAGGACGUGCUUCAAAGUCGAGCUCGACGUCUUCAUGGUGUGAGGAAACUGCCGCUCCAACCAUUGAUAUUUCCACUGGACAUGUUGUUUUGAACUUCCUCCAAGAAUAUCUCUCGGAACCAACCAAGAUCGAGGCUCAAUGGAAUGGUAUCAAGGACUACCAUAAUGAGGAACGAACCAAGACCAAGGCUGAAAAGUUUGCCGCCCAGAACCGAACGAUUCUUCCAUUUGACGACAACAUUGUUGAUAUCGACGGAAAGACUGCUGAAAAUGAGGAGUUCUACUUGAAUGCCAGCUUUAUCUAUGAUGAUGAUCCAAGACAAGCCGUCUACAUCGCCUCCCAAACUCCAGCCAGCAACCAAGUCGCCGCAUUCUGGCAAACAAUCUGGCAACACGGAGUCUGCCUCGUCGUCAACCUGUCAACUCCAGAAGAAUGCAAACAAGAAAAGAAUUAUUGGCCAGAUACUGGAAGCGAAGUUCAUGGAGCAUUCGAAAUUCAUUUGGUUUCUGAGCACAUUUGGUCCGACGACUACUUGGUCCGUUCAUUCUACCUGAAGAAUCUCCAGAAUAGUCAAACAAGAACCAUCACUCAAUUCCAUUAUCUCUCAUGGGCAAAGGAUUCAACUCCAACCAGUGCUAAGAGCAUUCUGGAAUUCCGACGCAAGGUCAAUAAAUCGUAUCGUGGACGCUCGUCGGCUGUUCUUGUUCAUUCUUGGGAUGGUUCUGGAAGAACUGGUGUCUAUUGUGCUGUUGAUGUUCUCUGUGCACGUCUUCUUCGUGGAAUCCGUCAAAUCGAUGUCGUCGCAACUGUUGAGCAUUUGAGAGAUCAGAGAGAUGGAAUGGUUGCCACUGGAGAUCAAUUCAAACUUGUCUAUGGAUGUGUCGCCCAGGAAGUCAAUCAUCUUCUGAAGUCAAUUGCCGCCCAAUAA